CACACACACACACAGACACACACACAGAGACACACUCUCGCUCUCACACACAGACAGACAGAUAGAGAGAGAGUGUGUGUGUGUGUGCUCCUGCGCGCAGUGCGGUGUUGCGGUGUAUAAAGUGGAGUUCGGUGUUGUGGUCGGUGUCCCGGAUGCGCCGCUCGGUUGGACCCCGGAUUACCGCCAGUGGAUUAUAAAGGAAACUGUUUCUUCAUUUCUCUCGUCUUUCUGCUCCUCAGUCACUCAGUCCCGGAGUCUCGCGCUGUCCCUCCCGCGCGCGCCCGCUGCUGCUGCUGCUCCAGCAGAGAGAGGAACAGAGACAGACGGGAGGCGUCCGUGUCAUGGCCUCAGGCCUGUGAUCGCCCGCGCGAGCUUCCUGCCCCGAGACGCACCGAACCAAUCAGGAUGAAGAGCGGGAUUGUGUCGUAUCCGCUGUGCGCCGUCACGCUGUUCAUGCUGGCUCUGACGCAGCACUGCGGCGCCAUCCGAUGGCUGGCUUUGUCGGAGACACAGGAGCACAUUAACAGGACGCAGCAGUGUAAGACGCUCCCCGGCCUGGUGAACUCGCAGUCUCAGCUCUGCCGCACUCACCUGGAGCUCAUGCAGGUCAUCGUCCAGGCCGCGCGAGAGGUCAAAAAGACCUGCCAGAAGACCUUCGCCGACAUGCGCUGGAACUGCUCGUCCAUCGACGCUCCCAAAUACCUCCCGGACCUGGAGAGAGGAACGAGGGAGUCUGCGUUCGUGCACGCCCUCUCCGCCGCCGCGAUCAGCCACACCAUCGCUCGGGCGUGCAGCAACGGAGACCUGAGGCUUUGUACGUGCGGACCCAUACCGGGCGAUGCCCUCGAGCCCGGGCACAGGUGGGGAGGCUGCGCCGACAACCUCCACUACGGCCUCAGCAUGGGAUCCAAGUUCUCGGACGCUGCCAUGAAGAUGAAGAAGAAAACCGGGUUACACCCAAAUAAACUGAUGCACCUGCACAACAGUGAAGUGGGACGACAGGCCCUGAAGGACGCAAUGGUGAUGAAGUGUAAGUGUCACGGCGUCUCAGGCUCCUGCUCCAUCCGCACCUGCUGGCGAGGGCUACAGGACCUGAAGGAAAUCGCUCAGGAUCUGAAGACGAAGUACCUAUCGGCCAUCAGGGUGAAGCACCAUCCCACAGGGACACGCAAACAGCUCGUCCCCAAGGACAUCGACGUGAGACCGGUGCGAGAGAACGAGCUGGUGUACCUGCAGAGCUCGCCCGACUUCUGCACCAAGAACGAAAAGAUGGGAUCCAUCGGCACCCAGGACAGGCAGUGCAACAAGACAUCGAGCGGGAGCGACAGCUGCGACCUGAUGUGCUGCGGCCGAGGCUACAAUCCCUACACGGAGAAGGUGAUGGAGCGCUGCCACUGCAAGUACCACUGGUGCUGCUACGUCACCUGCAAGAAGUGUGAGAGGACUGUGGAGAGAUACGUGUGUAAAUGAGUCGCGCGCAUGUGCGUGCACUCACACACACACACACACACACACACAUGUUCGCUAACGGUCCAAGCUGUGGGAUUCUAGCGCUCGUAGAUGUGUAACACUUACAGCUUUGUGUAUUUGGGAGCUCUGCUGCGGCGUCUUUAACCAGAAGCACUACGUUACGUAUGUUCGUCUCAAGAUUUAGAUUUUUUUUGUCUUUGAGACUGGACUAUUUUUCUUUUACAACAAAAGGCAUAUUUAUCACAUCAUAUCUGGAGGUUUAUUCAUUUAUAAUACUCAAGCAGAAAUGUUUCUUUUGUUAAUAUGGACUGGACUACUUUACAAACUUUUCUCUUAUAUCAGGAGAUCAAGAGUUUAUUUUCCUAUAUGAUAUUCUAAAAGAAAAGUUUUAUUUUUGUUUUUUUUUUGUAUAAAUAAUGCAAAAAGUAUUUUUCACAAUCAUCAAAAAAAUCCUAAAGAGAACUCUGUAAUUUUUUUUUUUUAUUAUCUAGAGUUUAUUUUCUUGUAUAAGACUCACAGAAAAGUGUGUAACGUUUAUUUCUUAGUUUCGAUGUUUUUUCACAGCGACGGGCCGAUCUACAGAGUUUUCAAGUAAAGCGCAUCUACGACCCGGACAAUAAAGUUUUAUUUGUGUGUACAGUACUCAAGGAAAAAAUAUUCUUUGGUAUAAAAAAUUGCAACCAAACCAAACCUGGGACUAUUUUCCAGCUGUAAUAAGGAAAAUUGUGUAUUUUUUGUUUUUAAAUAAAUCCUGUAAAAGCAUAUUUUAUAUUUGAACAUGGAGAGUUUACCCGGCUUCCCUGUGUAACGGAGCCUUCUCACUCGACCUGGAUCUCUCUUCUGGAAAUGGACACGCUUCAACUGGAUUCCAGUUUUGAUUUCUGGGAAAUUAGCACGCUUUGGGAGACGCUGCUUUGUGUUUUUUUUAUUUUAUUUUUGCAAGAACGCGAGUGUUUAAUGGACGAAGGAGAAAGACUGAACCAGACGUGAACUUGCAGAAUGGCUUCUGUGUCUCGGUCUGAAUAAUCCACAAAUAUGAUUCUAACGGGAGAAAAUAUCCGCAUUUAUAUUUUUAUCCUCAGCAGGAUGGUCGCGAUUUAUUCCUAGAUUUGAAUCCAGCGUGCGGAAACCCUGCGAUCAGCACCACAUCAUGAACCACUUAUCUGUGGAUGUACAUACUGUCUUUUUUGUAUGCUGAAUUAAAAAAAAAAAAAGAAAUAUUUAUAGAGUAAUUAAAGAUUGUUUA
This is a messenger RNA of Clarias gariepinus (North African catfish), 2716 nucleotides long. RefSeq names its product wingless-type MMTV integration site family, member 11 (gene wnt11). Bases 406 to 1470 code for a protein of 354 amino acids. Lineage: Eukaryota; Metazoa; Chordata; Actinopteri; Siluriformes; Clariidae. Gene Ontology annotation, molecular function: cytokine activity; frizzled binding. Gene Ontology annotation, cellular component: extracellular region. Gene Ontology annotation, biological process: cell fate commitment; multicellular organism development; neuron differentiation. The record is from RefSeq and is a predicted model, not a curated record. The transcript has 6 exons.